UCGAUCUCACGAUCCCGAACCAGGAACUCAUUCGAACCUGACCUUCAUACAAAAAAUGACUUUGAUUCUACAGACCAUUGAUUCACCUAUACCUCGAUUUUUAUGGUUGCGCAGUGCGCUUCGGUGUCGAUAAUUUAUAACUGGAUUGUUCGAUCCUAGGAUCACUGGUUCCGAUUGAACUUGGAAUGAUCAUUCGGGGCUUACGGAAUGAAAUCUAGGAAAAUUCGAGGAUGAUAGCAAUAUGCGACACACUUCAAAAGCGAAUUAUCCCACAAUGACGACCCAUCGACCUUCGUCACCACCGACCUCUCCGGACGACUCAUUUCAUUCAACCAAGACUCGUCCCGCCAUGGCUCUGAACAAAAGGCAGGCUGGCAUGUUCCAGUUCAGUCAUUCGCCUCCUUCCGAUGAUCCAGGUUCUCUACCUAGACAUGUAUCUCUUUGGGGUUCUACACAAGGUCCGGGAUCCACUCACCGUUCUCCAUCACAAAUGUCAAUCAGUGGUUCGGAAGCUGAAGAUGAGGAUAUCUCCGACUCAGAUGAGGAUAACUCUGAGGAUGUCGAGGAUAUCUCCGACUCAUAUGUCUCCGACUCAGGUGAGGCAUUGGAUGAAGACCUUAUACAUGAGGAACCUUUGACUAUUCGAGAUGCCAUCCCUGAAAUCGAUGAGCACCUCUCCGAUUCGUCAACUUCUUCACGGGAUUUUCAACCAUCGAUCCAUGUAUUUGCGGAUGGCAAACAACGAUUCGCUACAUUCACGGUUGAAGAAGUCCAUACUGCCACCAAUAUUGCCGACGCCGAAGUUGUCCAUCCCGAUAUCUCGGAUGCUGAGACCGAUCUCAAUUCCAAUCAAGAUCGGAAGCGAAGAGAGAGCCGAGAGUUCUGUUCUAAGUUCUCUGGAUUGCAGUGCCAUGAAGAACAUUCCGAUGACAGCACCGACGGUGAAGACACGGAAAUUCAACGUCGUCGACUUGAACGACAAAAACGCUGGAGUCAACGAUCAUCUUAUCAAAAGCGAACAUACACCGAGAGUCUUGGUUCUUCAGGUAGUGAUCGUGCCAGUUGUGAGAUUGAUCGAGAUAUGGUGGAUGGACAAGGGAUCAGUCGUAGCGAGAGAAGACUACGACGUCGUAUUCGUGGACCAGGUGACACUAGUCGCUUUAGUCUCAAUUCAGUCGAUGAAGAAGUCUUCAACUUCUUUCAACAAGGAGCUCUCCUUGCGGAGGAACCCGAUGAAUGGGAUUUGAAUACCGAUUGCCCGUCAGGAUAUAUGGGGGUAGAAAGAAUAGCUGAUUCGAUGGAUCGAGCAUGGCAGGAGCUUCCAUUCUGGCGGGUUGAUCCGAUGGUUAUUGAUGAUCUGGAAACCUAAAGCUUUUAUUUCCUUUGUUUCUUUCUUUUCGGCCGACACGGCUCCGAGACACACCUUGACACAAUUGGACUCUUGUUGGUCAACGUCGCGUCAAUGUUCAUCAGGCACGGUACAGGAGGCCUUAAAAGCAAAUGAGGAUGAUGGAACGCCUGAUAUGAUCAUUUUGAUGGAUGAAGAGAUUCAUGAGGUAUAAGACAUGAACCAUGAGAUGCAUGGAUACAGCUUGGGGCAUCAGCGACUUUCUCAUAUUACAUU
Messenger RNA from Eremomyces bilateralis CBS 781.70, 1624 nucleotides. RefSeq lists its product as uncharacterized. The transcript has a single exon. The record is from RefSeq and is a predicted model, not a curated record. Lineage: Eukaryota; Fungi; Ascomycota; Dothideomycetes; Eremomycetales; Eremomycetaceae. The coding region runs from base 242 to 1369 and encodes 375 amino acids.